ACAGAAAAAACACGAAGAAGAAGUGGUGGCGCAACACAGUUUAGCUAACGUUAAGAGCGACGGGCGCAGUUCGCGACAGCCGCUCCCAGCCUGAAUAACGCUACGACUCCACUUAGUGCUCGUCCUGCCUUUCUUAUGACAUCCUCUCAAAGCGGCCGACGCAGCGCAGCAUGUUCGAGGAUCAUGAACUUCAAGAUUCGUUGUCAUUGAGUCUCAAUGAAAACUGUGAUAAGCUGAAUUCAUCACAUUAUGAUCCAAAAAGAACACCAGUAAGUCCUGAUUAUACCUGUGACACCCCAGACAUUCAAGUAAUCAUCAAAGAAGAAGAAGAAGUGUGGACUGUGAGUGACAAUCAAGAGAGCUUCAGAUUAGGGGAACAGAAAGAGGUUACAUCUCCUACGCAAACUUGUCAUCCCCACCUCAAUGCAUGUGGGACAGAGAGCAUCAUUUUAUACGGAGACAAGAGAAACCAGAGUGUACAUUUGGUGGAGGAAUGCUCUGAGGAGUCAGCUGGUCCUGGGCUCCAUGGGCAGAACUCCUCUGACAGUGAGGGCCAGCCAGGACACGUCCGCCUUUACUCUGAUGACAAACAAAAGAUUUCCUCUAUAUGUGAGAAGGCAAAAGGAAAUGUGCACGAGUGUAGUGACACAGGGAAGAAAGCUACAUCUUCCUUGAAGACAGAAGCGGAACUACACGAGACCAAACAUUUGGCACCUUGCCAGUCAGAUUGUGCUAAACAAAAGCCCCUGAUCUCACAAGGAUUGAAGAUGACAUCACCAAACCUAGAGGACCAAACGCUACAUUUAACUGUCAGGCUGCAAGCAGGAGAGGAGGAUGAGGAGGAACAAGAUGAAGAAAUCGGUGGAUUAAUAAACUCUGAUGGGGAAGUUGUUGAGUGGGAUGUUAGAGACAGUCCUGACCAAGGUUCUGAGUGUGCAGAGGUUCUCCAGCCUAGCAAGCUUCAAGGCCAAAUCCAGAGAGACAGCAGUAGUCCAACUCUCAUCAUGGAAGUGUCUGUGGGGGAAGAUGAAGAAAGGGAAGAAGGGGAGGAAAAAGAGAGAGUAGUAAAGAUGACGACUGUUCCACGCUUAUACCGUGGAAAGAGACACAGAAGAAAGAACAAGGCCCCAGAAGUAGCAGUGGUGUCACUGGAUGUGUCAGACGUGCAGAAAGUAGUUCCUACAAAUCCCUUAAAGAUAAGGUGCAGAAGACGGAUUUCUAAAACUACGCUGUUGUCUGAUCAAGCUUUGGAGGAAGAACAUGGAUUAUCAAGGCGUUCAAGAAGAAGGAGAAAUGUAGCAACUGAAGUGAAAUCAGAGGAGCCAAAUGCAAAAGUCGUUUGCCGUGUGGCUGGAAAGCGAGCUUACAGAAGAAGGAAAGAUAUUAAAUCCACUUCUGAAGGAGAGAGCACAGAUGUUACAGCAGGGAAGAAGCGCCCUGGCAGAAAAAUGGUACAGGUGUCAGUAGAAAUACCUCCUGAGCUACUAAAGACACCCAAAGAAAAGAUAGAGUAUCACUGCUCAGUUUGUGGCAAGGAAUUUCCUCACGCCUACAAGCUAGAGAGGCACGAGCUGAUUCACACAGGAGAGAAACCUUAUUGCUGCUCCAUUUGUGGUCGGGGAUUUAACCAGAAGGGAAAUCUAAAAACACACUACAAAGUCCACCUAGGUCGCAAAGGUGCUGUGGACUUUGAUGAUGAGAUUGAUCCUAUAGCAUCGGAACUCUCUGAAUACUUGAAGUCACUGCCUGGGGAGUCCAGGAUUAGGUCAUCUCUCCAUUGCAUGGAGUUUGGGAAAGACUGUGACAGUCAGUCUGCUCUUCAAGCACAUCAUAUUACUGCACAUACAGAGACAGCUUCUGAACCCCCCACAGUGGAGCACAGUCCAUCAAGGCUUCUCUUCUGCCGCCGCUGUGGUCUUCAGUUCAGUGAAACGAAAAAACUGGAAGAACACAUGAAAUCUCAUAUCAAGGAGAAGCCCUACUCGUGUCCCGACUGUGGCAAAAAGUUUAUCAAUGAAAGCUACAUACAAAUUCACCAGCGCAUCCAUACCGGUGAGAAACCGUUCCUAUGCUCCCAGUGUGGAAGAGGCUUCCACACGGCAUCAUCUCUCAAGCUGCAUGAGAUGCAACACUCUGGGGAGAGGCCAUACGCUUGUUCCAUUUGUGGAAAGACGUUUCGGAUAAACUCCUACCUAACUGCACAUUACCAGACCCACAGUAGAGACAGACCGUUCACUUGCAGCGUCUGUGGGAAAGGCUACUCCAGAGCUGAGGAACUCAAGGUGCACCACAGACUUCACACCGGAGAAAGACCCUAUGAGUGUGGAGUUUGUGGCAAGAACUUCAUUUAUCGCCAGGGUCUCCGGCAGCAUCAGCGCACACAUGCUGGAAGACGUAUUGGGCCGACCAGACAACUGGGUAGACCGAAGCAGCAGGCUCGGUUGGACAUCUAGCACUUUGACUAACUAACUGUACUUGGAAUUAUUGCAGUUAAACAUUCUGGUAUUCUUCUUUCCAUUUCUUCCGUCUACAGCAAAGACUAUUAAUGUGUCUGAAAAUAAGCACUACAGUGUGGGUUGUCAAGAAUAAUCCAGAGGCUUAAUGUGUUUGUCUUCUUGUGUUCAUGUUUUGUAAUCCUGUUUUUAUGUCUGCUCUUGUAGCCCAUCUGUACUAUUUGAGUGCCUUUGUAUUCUGCAUGCCAAAAACAAAUACAUGUAAAAAGAUUAUGCACAGUAUUGUUAUUUUUCAAUAUCCAUCUGGAUGGAAUACAGACAUUUUUCAGAAAACUGUGUUUUUUUUACGGUUUUGAAAUUAUUUGACUCUACAAAGUUUAACCCUCUGAUGAGUGGGAUUUAAGUAGCAUCCAGUUCAAAUAAAGGAAACAUACAGUA
Molecule: messenger RNA, 2891 nt
Organism: Betta splendens (Siamese fighting fish)
Lineage: Eukaryota; Metazoa; Chordata; Actinopteri; Anabantiformes; Osphronemidae
Product: zinc finger protein 479-like
Exons: 12
Coding region: 171-2453 (760 amino acids)
Biological process (GO): regulation of transcription by RNA polymerase II
Cellular component (GO): nucleus
Molecular function (GO): RNA polymerase II cis-regulatory region sequence-specific DNA binding; DNA-binding transcription factor activity
Source: RefSeq, a predicted model, not a curated record